Adineta steineri is the source of this 1527-nucleotide messenger RNA. NCBI's taxonomy places the organism in Eukaryota, Metazoa, Rotifera, Eurotatoria, Adinetida, Adinetidae. The record is from the annotation of a GenBank genome assembly.
AUGUGUAGUGAAGCUAGCAAAGUUCUUCUUGCUGAAACAUGGUCAGAAGAUGUUGAUCCAACUGGAUGGUGGAUGAGUGAGAAGCUCGAUGGUGUUCGAGCAUAUUGGAAUGGAAAAAAUUUUUACUCUCGUCAAGGAAAUCUUUUUCAUGUUCCUGAUUUUUUCAAGGCUACUCUUCCUAAAGUCGCACUUGAUGGAGAAAUAUGGUGCGGACGUGGUUUAUUUCAAAAAUGUGUUAGCAUUGUAAAAAAACAAGCCAAUAAAGUUGUACCAGAUGAUUAUAAACUUUUAACAUAUUUAAUUUUUGAUGCACCAACUCAAGGAGGAAAAUAUGAAGAUCGUGUUAAAUGGUUACAAGCAAAUAUUCCACAAGAUGAUGAUAAAUGUUUUGCAACAGUUGUCGGUAUUAAAAAAUGUGAAGGUUUAGCACAAUUGAAACAAUAUUUAGCUGAUGUUAAUAAAGCUGGUGGAGAGGGUAUUAUGCUUCGUAAACCAGGUAGUCUUUACGAACAUAAACGUUCAACAACUUUACUUAAAGUAAAAACAUUUUAUGAUGAAGAAGCGUAUGUAAUUGGACAUAAGCCUAGUAAAAGUUUAAUAGGUAUGACAGGUGCACUUGAAUGUGAAUUACCUAAUGGAAAACGAUUCGAUGUUGGUAGUGGACUUACGAUGGAUCAACGUCGAAAACCACCAAAAAUUGGUUCUGUUAUUACAUUUAAAUUUCAAGAAUUAUCUAAUAAUGGUCAUCCACGGUUUCCUACAUUUCUUCGAGUUCGUACUGAUUUAACAUGGAAUGAUGUACUCGAAGCAGCUAAAACAAAAAAACCAGUUAGUACAAUACAAAAAAUUGUUCCAUCAGCUAAAUUAUCGAAACAACAUUCAAUAUUAUUUUCUGUUGUUCCAUCACGUGAUGCAACUACAAAUAAAAAAAUUGUCACAUCGGAUGAUGAAGAUGAUGAUGCACCAUCAACAACAUCAUCACCAUCGAAAACUACAGAUACACGUAAAAUAUGUCAAUAUGGAGCAAAAUGUUAUCGAACAAAUGCUGAUCAUUUAAAAAACUUUCAACAUCCAUCAUCAACACCUACUAAAACAACACAACCAGAAACGACAACGAAACCUGUUUGUACCUUUGGUGCCAAAUGUUUUCGUACAAGUUCAGUACACUUAGCUACUUAUUCUCAUCCACCUAAAAGUGAAAAUAAAGAUACUACUGGUGAAGAUGAAGCACUUGAUACACGUGAAUUAAUGGAGAAUGAAGAACCUGCUUCACCAACAACCACUGAUAAUUUAUUAGCUAAAGAUAAAAACAAAGGUCUCACAUUCGAUGAUGACGUUGAUGAGGAUAAUAAUCAAGAUCAAGAAAUGGUUACUCGUCCAAAAAAAGAUUGGAUAAAUCUUGAAAACAAAGUUAACGAACAAACAAAAUGUCUAGCUCAUCUUGAAGAAAUAUUCAAGAAAACAAAACGAUCAAAUUCAACAAAUGAUGACAAUCAAGAUAAUGUCAAACGUCCUAAAACUGAUUAA